GGGGCCCGGAGCUGGCAGGGAGCUUACAGCAUCUCCACCCUGGAAACCCGUGGUGGGCUGACACCUCUAGAACAUGGACCGAGUGACCAGAUACCCUAUCUUUAGCAUCCCCCACUCAUCAGGCAUGACCAGCCUGGCCCUCAAUGGGGAUACCAGCUACACAUUCCAGCAGGUAAAUGUGGAGCCCUCGGACAGCAACUGGGACCAGGACCAGCCUGUACUGUGGCUAGCUGAUCACAAGGCCCAGCUGGAUGUGCUGAGGACAGGGGCAUCUUGCAGCCCACACACCUUCCCCAACCAGCCAGCCCUUCAGCUGGAGGAUGAUGAGGAUGAGGAAGUGAAGGCCUACUACCUGGACACCAGGAACGCCCUGCCCAGGCUGCCACGGGACCUGGAGCGGGAGCGCUGGGCCAUCAUCCAGGGCCAGGCAGUGAAAAAGAGCGGCACAGUGGCCACGCUUCAUGGCACCCCUGACAAUAGGGGCCCUAGGACCCCUGGAAUUCCUGAGUUCAUGCCCGUGGAGGAAAAUGUGGUUGACAGGGAGCAGAUCAACUUCCUGGCAGCGAGGCAGCAGUUCCUGAGCCUGGAGCAGGCAAACGCAGGGGUCCCUCAGCAACCUCCAGCCAGGGUAGCCCCAGCGUGUGCCUCACCCAGGAUCAACCAGGCCCCCAAGGCCUUGAAGGAGCUGCCCCUCGCUAAUGGGUAUGCUGUCUCAGUCAAGCCUCAGGUGAAGGAGGUGGUCAUGGAAAAGAAGAGGGUCCGUAGUUUUUCCACUGCGUCUGUUGUCCAAGCUGUCGAUGACCCUGGUUCUCAGUCUCAAGCGGAGUCACUGGAGGUCCCCAAGGAGACACCCAUUGAGCGGGAGAUCCGAUUGGCUCAGGAGCGGGAGGCGGCUCUGCGUGAGCAGAGGGGGCUGCAGCGGGUGGUGGGCCACCAGGAAUUGGUGGAGAUACCCACCCGGCCUCUGCUGACCAAGGUGAGCCUGACCAUGGCCCCACGGCGGGACAGGGGGCGCCCAUCACUCUAUGUGCAGCGUGACAUGGCACAGGAGACGCAGCGUGAGGAGGACCACCGGCGGGAGGGCCUGCAGAUAGGUUCUGUGUCCACACCCGACUGGAUCUCAGAGAGCUCCCAGCCUGGACUUAGGAGAGUGUUUAGCUCAGACUCCAUCCUUGGCCUCGCUCCAGAUGCUAGUGCGGCCAAUCCUGCUCCAGAGCUGAGGAAGGUGAACCGCAUCCCACCUGAUGCCUACCAGCCAUACCUGAGCCCUGGGGCCCCCCUGCAAAAGUUCCCAGCCUUUCACACAUACAGCAAGCCUAGUGGUCUCUCCGCAGAUGAGGCCAAGGCAGUGGCCUCACCAAAGGCCACAGGAUCUAAGAGGCAUCUCUCAGAAUUCUCUGGAAAACCCUCAGGCACAAAGCAGCAGUUUUCGAAGCCCCCCAGAGGACCCCCACAAGCCAAUGGGGGUGUUGUGCGAUGGGAGUACUUCCGCCUGCGUCCCCUGCGGUUCAGGGUCCCAGAUGUGCCCCAGAAGGCUGAGACCCCCCGAAUGUGGGGCUGGGAAGUGGCUGGGGCCCCAGCAUUGAGGCUACAAAGGUCUCAGUCCUCUGAGCUGCUGGACAGGGAGAUGGAGAGUGUCCUGAGGCGGGAGCAAGAAGUGGCUGAGGAACGACGUAUCGCUCUCUUCCCUGAGGUCUUCUCCCCUCAGGACCAAGACUCCAGGAGCUCCUCUCGGGCAUCAGGCAUCAUGGAUAGCUACUCAGUGUCUGAGUCACACUUCUUCACUCCCAUCCACCUGCACUCAGGCCUGGUGUGGACAGCAGAGUCCCCAGCUGAGGCUGUUCCUGGGCAGAGAAAGAAGAAGGAGCAGUGGUAUGCCGGCAUCAACCCCUUGGACCAUGUCAACUUGGAGGUCCUGGAAGCCACACGAGUCACCCGCCACAAGAACACCAUGGCUGAACGCUGGGAAGCCCGUGUCUACGCCAGUGAGGAUGAGGACUGAGCCUAGAGACCGGGGCACCUUGAUCCUGUGGGAACUGCCAAGACGAUCACCAAGCCCCCCACUUUAGGAAACAAGUCCCCAUUUAAACCCACAAUCCGAGCUCACUGGAGCGUUGUUCCAUGGAUU
This is a messenger RNA of Molossus molossus (Pallas's mastiff bat), 2128 nucleotides long. RefSeq names its product mitotic spindle positioning (gene MISP). The transcript is spliced from 5 exons. The record is from RefSeq and is a predicted model, not a curated record. Lineage: Eukaryota; Metazoa; Chordata; Mammalia; Chiroptera; Molossidae. The coding region runs from base 74 to 2002 and encodes 642 amino acids.